Elaeis guineensis (African oil palm) is the source of this 2063-nucleotide messenger RNA. RefSeq names its product protein PHYTOCHROME KINASE SUBSTRATE 4. Gene Ontology annotation, biological process: phototropism. NCBI's taxonomy places the organism in Eukaryota, Viridiplantae, Streptophyta, Magnoliopsida, Arecales, Arecaceae. The record is from RefSeq and is a predicted model, not a curated record.
GGCCUUUAUAUUCUCCGCCGUGCCUCUUUCCUUCCCCCAGAAUGAGAGAUGGAGAAAUACCGAGUAUCAGCUAGCUUUAAUGGAGGCCUCUCUCAAAGACCCCCCUCCUCUUAUAUCUCCCUGCCUCCCAAACCCCACCACCUCCGCGAUCCUCCCAUCUCCACCUCCCUCCCACCCGAUUCCCCAAAGCCCGCCGCCGCCUCGGGCGACCACCUCGGCCGCCGGACAUCCGAUGCCGAGAUCAGUAUCUUCGACGCCGAGCGCUACUUCCACGACGGCAGCGGCAGCUCCGACGUCAAGCGGACCAUCAUCCUCGCCGGCACCACCGCCGCAAGGUGCGACCUUUCCACCAACCCACGCGACUCGUCUGUUUCCUCCGACGGCGGCGUCCACCGCCACACCGGACGGAACGACUCCUUCCCUGCCACCCCUACUCCCACCGCCUCGUCGGAGGCCAGCUGGAACAGCCGUUGUGGCCUCCUCUCCAAUCCCCCCGGCUCCAUCGCCGUCACCGUCAAAGCUUCACCCCUCAAAGAGCCGAAGAAAGGGAUCUCCCCCUCCCCCGCCUUCGGCCGCCGGCGGCUUUUCGGCCGCAGCUGUCCUUGCUCGGGGAAAAAGUCGGUCGACGUCGAGGAGAAGUACCCCGAGCCCCCUAAGAACCCAACUCACUCCAAAUUGGAUUCCAGCCGCAGCGCCCUUGGUAUCUCUAAAAAUCCAAAUUUUGGAACAGGGGAGGUCGGUCACGGUGGCAUUGGAGAUAAACCGGCUCCCACUGAGAUCAUGAGCGAAUGGGGAAUCGCGGAGGGGGCGAAGCAGAAGAUAACUCCCGGAAAUUUGGCCAAAGAUCCGGAGGCAUUCCAUGUCUCCCAACCAUUCUCGAGGGAUAAGCCUUUUCCGUCGGAGAUCGGCCCCCGGAUCGUCAGCUCCGAGAGGGCAUUCAACGAAUCUGGCGGGUUCUCCUUCCCCUUAUUGAACCCGCCACCGGCGAAUCCUAACCCACCGGAAGACGCCCCCCGGGAUUCUCUGGAGGUUUUUCGGCCGCCAGAGGAAGCCCAAGUCUUGAAGAAAUCGACGGAGUUUCCGCUCCGCGCCGCAACGAUGGUGCCCUUGUCCGGCGAGGCGGACCGUCGGAGCUUCACCUAUCCGACGAGCCCCAAACUCCGGCCGCCCGAGGAGGACCAGGCCAGCGACGCAAGCUCGGACCUGUUCGAGAUUGAGAGCUUCUCCACAUCGUACCCCUCCUCCGUCAACCGCCGCCGCGACUCGCUAGAUGAGCUCGAUACGAGUAGGUUGUCCAGCGGCGCCGGUGUCCCCGCCGGGAUCCUGCAGUUCCGGUGGAGCCCGGAGGAGCCGGCGACGCCGUCGAUCGCGGCGAGCGAGUGCUACCCGCCGAGCGAGGUGAGCGUGCAGUGGAGCGUCACCACGGCGGAGGGCUUCGAUCGGGCGAGCGUCGCGAACUUUUCCAGCGCCGCUUCCGACUACAAGGAGCUUAGCUUCAUCCAGGCGGAGCACGACCGCUUUGCGGCGGCAAUGGCAGCCGGCGGAGGGAAGCGGCGGGGCGGCGGAGGCGGGGGUUUGCUCCGCUGCCGGUGCGAGAAGGCGGUUAGCGUCGGGCCGACCCCGGUCCGAUUCGGCCCGGUGCAGAGACGGGUCGGUACGUCGGCUUUCACGGUCGAUCCGGACCGGGUCCCCGGGUUUGUGGCCCAGCUGGCGAGCGGGAUCCCGGAUCCUGGCCUCCCGCGGUCGCUCUCGAGUCGCGCAUCCCGGCCGGUCCAGACACGGUAGACCGCUUCGGGUCGGGUCAAGGUUAGGUCUAAGCAUGUUGGCCUUUGGCGUUUGCUGUUGGUUGAGCUAUAUGAUUUGAAGGGAUUAUUAAUUAAUAAAAUUAUUAAUAUAAGUUUAGCUGGGGAGUGUAUAUGUUAACGUCUGAAAAUUCCUUGGAUAAAAAUUUGGGUUCUCAUGUCAUGCAUUUUUAACUUUUGAUAGCAAUGCUAGAGAUGAGGUUGAUCUUGUAAUGGAAGUGCCAUUAAGGAAGCCAUGUGGGGUUCUUUUGCUUUGAAAGG